Didymodactylos carnosus is the source of this 1215-nucleotide messenger RNA. Lineage: Eukaryota; Metazoa; Rotifera; Eurotatoria; Philodinida; Philodinidae. The record is from the annotation of a GenBank genome assembly.
CCUUUUCUCGUUCCAUGUCAGUUUGUCUUGGAUAAUUUCAAUUGUACAAGCGAUGCAACGAGUCUCAAUGACUGUACGUACACACCGUUGUUUCAACAUCACUGUACAAAUGAUAUGCAUAUCGGAAUUGGAUGUUCAGGAACUUGUAAGUAGAUACGAUUUUUCUAGUCGCACGUAGAAACGUUUCCACAUUUAUUUGUUCAGACGAACCUCCUACAAUGACUACUACCUCAAGUAAGUGCUUUGUGAUAAAUUUAACUUUUUUGGCUCGAAGUUUACGACUCAAAUUGUCGCUCAAAAUGAAGAGACGGCCACCAGUAGGUUUUAGUUAGAAGACGCCAUGAGAACUUUAUUUUUUGGAUCUCAGCCCUCUUGUUGCGGCUCUCGAGUUAUUUCUUGAAAGAUGAGACUAUGUCUUGGCAAAGCAGGAGACUGCUGAGGCUUACUCAGUCUCCUUUCUUUAUGUAGAUUCUUAGAAUAGUUCACUAGGAAAACUCGUUCUCUACACUUCUCUCCUUGUAAUAAUCAUUGGUGCUAGCCUUGUAACAACUUACUUUUCUUCCUCUAGCCAGUGCUCCUACAAUCGAUGAACAAACAGUCACAGGUGUUUUAAAUCGCCACAAUUGGACUGAUAUUGGAGCUGUGAUCGAUGUCACUGGAAGCAUGUCUGCUUGUUAUGCUCAGAUUGAUCAAUGGAUGGCUCUGAGUAACACGAAUAAACUCGUUCGGUAUUUUGUCUUUUUCAAUGAUGGCGAUAAUACUCCAGAUGCAGAUAAAGUCAUUGGAUCUACAGGUGGUAUCUAUGGCGUACACACAAGUGAAGGGGUCACGAAAGUUUUGACAACCUUGAAUACAGCUAAGACAAAUGGAGGUGGUGGUGAUGGUCCUGAGAAUGAUAUUGAAGCAAUUAUCUAUACGAUCGCCAAUUGUCCUACAUGUGAAAAUAUUAUUCAUAUUGCUGAUAAUGAAGCAACACCAAGAGAUUUGAUUCUGUUAGAUAAAGUUACAAAACCGAUUAAAGUCGUUGUCUGUAAACUUGUCGCAGGUAGUCUUGUAAAUCCAAAAUUGUUAGAUGUUGCCUACAGAACUGGUGGCUCUUUGCAUACACUUGAUACGGACAUUGAAACAUUGGGAAGUUUGAAAGUUGGUGAUACAAUCAAAGUGGGUACGGGCACUUAUCGGCUAAAUGCAACUGGAUUUGUACGAAUUGCUUGA